Molecule: messenger RNA, 7300 nt
Organism: Ahaetulla prasina
Lineage: Eukaryota; Metazoa; Chordata; Lepidosauria; Squamata; Colubridae
Gene: DCP2
Product: decapping mRNA 2
Exons: 11
Coding region: 84-1349 (421 amino acids)
Biological process (GO): deadenylation-dependent decapping of nuclear-transcribed mRNA; nuclear-transcribed mRNA catabolic process, nonsense-mediated decay
Cellular component (GO): cytoplasm; P-body
Molecular function (GO): RNA binding; 5'-(N(7)-methylguanosine 5'-triphospho)-[mRNA] hydrolase activity; manganese ion binding
Source: RefSeq, a predicted model, not a curated record
GCCCGGUUUGGUUUUGCCCCCUCCGGCCUGUGUCGUGCGCUCUUCGGGCCUCGUUGCGUCGGGAUGAGCUGCGCUCUUUCUCCAUGGAGACCAAGCGCCCUGACAUUCCCGGCAGCGUCUUGGACGACCUGUGCAGUCGAUUUAUUUUGCACAUCCCAAGUGAAGAACGAGACAAUGCAAUUCGAGUCUGUUUUCAGAUUGAGCUUGCCCAUUGGUUUUAUCUGGAUUUCUACAUGCAGAACACACCAGGAUUACCUCAGUGUGGGAUAAGAGAUUUUGCUAAAGCUGUUUUCAGCCAUUGCCCUUUUUUACUUCCUCAAGGCGAAGAUGUGCAGAAGGUUUUAGAUGAAUGGAAAGAGUACAAAAUGGGAGUGCCAACAUAUGGUGCAAUCAUUCUUGAUGAGACCCUUGAAAAUGUGCUACUAGUUCAGGGUUAUUUAGCAAAAUCUGGCUGGGGUUUUCCAAAAGGAAAAGUGAAUAAAGAGGAAGCUCCACAUGACUGUGCUGCCAGAGAGGUAUUUGAAGAAACCGGUUUUGAUAUAAAAGAUUUUAUUAAUAAAGAUGACUAUAUUGAAUUAAGAAUCAAUGAUCAGCUAGCACGAUUGUAUAUCAUCCCGAGCAUUCCAAAGGACACAAAAUUUAAUCCUAAAACAAGAAGAGAGAUUCGGAACAUUGAAUGGUUUUCAAUCGAUAAAUUGCCUUGCCAUAGAAAUGACAUGACACCAAAGUCAAAACUAGGUUUGGCACCUAACAAGUUUUUUAUGACCAUUCCCUUCAUCAGACCCUUAAGAGACUGGCUUUCUCGACGGUAUGGAGACUCUUCAGAUAGUGACAAUGGGUUCUCAUCCGCUAGUAGCAGUACUCCACCUAAAUCCAGUAUAGAAAAACAGAGAUCCAAACUCCAUUAUAGUCAGCAGGUGUUUACAGAUACACCCGUGGGAGAUCAAUCAGCAAGGCAGAGGCAAUUACAGCAACAAAAGCCAUAUAACAAUCAUUUGGAUACGCCUGAAGCUUUAAAACUAAAGAAUGCACGAGGCAAUGGCAAAAAGCAGUAUCAAGAAAUUCCUAAUCAAAAAAAGAGAACAAAUGGAGUUCAGAAUCAGCCAGCCAAACAGAACCAAACUUUGGUAAGAUGCACAAAGAAAUGUGAAAAGAAGUAUCCAAAGAAGCUUCAAGAUAAUUUUGAAACAGAAACAGCAUUUGAUUUGUGCUGUCUCAACGAAGACCAGCAACUAGAACGUGGACAAUCGGUGUCAUGCAAUGGUCAUUGCAAAUUCUCUUUCUCCUCCCGUGCUUUUCUGAGCUUCAAGUUUGACCAUGAUGCGAUCAUGAAAAAUUUUGAUCUCUGAAGCUUGGUUAUUUGCACAAGCUGGCUAGAGCCCUGGCACAGAGCAACUGAGGGUUUUUUAAAAAUCCAACUUUUACAUUUUCUCAGGUUUUAAAGCAAUGCAGGGACCUAGUGGUGGACUGGAAGGUUUUGUUCUCAUUAUAAUAUGGGAGUAGCACCAUAUAGUGUUGCACUUUAAAUGCAGUCUAGCUUUUACCUGCAAAAAUGCUUUCCAGUAUAUCAUUUAGUAGUUCCUAGCUAUGCAUUAGUGGGCAUUUUUAAUUCGUUUGUUGUCUGUCUAGAUUUUGGAGGAGUAUUUUACCCUUGCCCCAUGUUAAACUUUUACACAUUUAAAUUGCUCUGAUGUAUGAUAACGGUUUUAUUUGUGAUACUUUGUGGUACAGCUGCUGAAAACACAUACAGAUUUCCUGAAGAGAGCAAUAUUCUGUGCUGAGCAAGGAGCUAGGUAUUUUUUGAUUCAGAAUGUUGAAAAGCAACCUUUUGUUCUGAGAGAAUCGUUCUGCCUGGGAUCUUAUAUCAUUCAAAUCAAUUUAUUUUCCACAUCUUCAUUGUUGCAGUGUAUUGGAACUUUUUAAAAAUAUAAGCAUGAUUUAAAAUUGUAUUACUAGUGUGAUAUUUUAUCUUACUUUCUGUUCAGUAGUUCUGUUGUUUCAGCUCCAGUGAGAAGAUGGUGGUGAUAUUGGAAUGUGUCUAAUAUAACUUUUACUAUUCCCCAUGUGUGAAAUGUCUAAACUGUUUCCAACCAGAAUUACAGGUAUUUUGAAAAAUAAAAUGUAUGUUCAGGGAGAUAAUUGGAGCAGAUAGAAUAAAUUCGUUUUGGAAGUAGUACAAAGGAAAAAAACAUUAUAUGAAACCACGUAGCUUAUAGCUUCUGUGGGAUCCAAACUAAGAAAAAAAUACUCUAGCCCAGGGAUGUCAAAGUCAAGGCUCGGGGCCCAGAUGUGGCCCACGGGGUGCUUAGAUCUGGCCUGUGGGACCGCCCUGGAAAUAGUUUUCGCUGGUAGAGGGUUGCAGGAAGCUGUCACAGCAGAAAACAGCUCGGGAGUCCAUUUUUGCUGACAGAGUGAGCCACUACAGGUGGCUACAUCAAGCUGGCCACACCCACCCCGGCCCCCCAAGGUCAAACACAACCCUGAUGCAGCCCUCAAUGAAACUGAGUUUAACACCCCUGUUCUAGCCAAUCUCAAAGCCCUAUUAGUUAUGCUGCCUAUGGCAGACGCUUCAUGGAUGGUCUGAGGAGGCUUUCUAAUCUAUAGAGUUUAAAAUCUCCUCCUAAAAGUAGUAUGAGAGGGAAUUAACUAUACCAGCUUCAGAUUGGGAGACCAGACAACCUGAAUCAGGAAAAAGGAGCAUCAUUGAAUCUAUUUUAUCCAAAGCUGGUUCUUUCCCCCCUCAAAACACCAUAUGGUGAGACUGUGCCCAUUUACUGCCUAUAGAAACACCACCAGUUGAUUUAGAAGGGUUUCCACAGUAAUGGAAUUGUUGGCAAAAGAGCACCCCCACCCUAGGCUAAUCCCUUCCUUCAAAGAACCACAAGGGCUUUUGUUUGUACUGCUCACUAUGUUUCUAUCAUUUUACUUCAGUAUUUUGGCCUUAUCUUAAACUUAAAAUUGAGUUUGAUUUCAGAGUAGUACCUCAAAAAUGCUUUGUGCUACUUCAGUGAAAACAUGGAAUGGAAUAGCAACAAGCAAUAAAGCCUGAACUUGUAUCCCUAGCCCAAAAUGCACUGACGGAAUGUGUGUACAUACGGAUUGUAUAAAAACUGCUACUGAAUUUUUUUUCCUCAGUGCUCGAGUCCAGGGGUCUCCAACCUUGGCAACUGGAAGCCUGGCGAUUCCGGGAGUUGAAGUCUCCCGGAAUUCUGGGAGUUGAAGUCCGCCAGGCUUCAAGUUGCCAAGGUUGGAGACCACUGCUCUAGUCUUACAAUGACAGUUUGGAUUCAGAGUAUUCACUGAGGUUUCUGAAAUUUAACUAGAAUAGGCUUGAAAGUUAAGCAUAGCCUAUUUGCUUGCAAAAUUCCUGCAAUAUACAGCUUCCCUUGUUAAAGGAUCAUACAGUGAAAUCGAAAUAUAGCUAUCGUAUCGUAAGUCUCUUCUUCAUAACGGCAAAAUAGGUGCAGAUUAAUUCCCAAGUAAGUUCAGUUUUCUUUCUUGAUCAUUUUGCAAAUAAUUGAAUUACAGACUAACCUAGUAUGCCUGCUUACUGCAUCCAGCCUUUAUUUAUAACAUGAAAUUAAUUGGAUUUGCAUAUCGGUUAAAAGUAAGAUAGUUGAAAAACUGGUGACGAAGAUGCCAUAUUCUUUUGUUCAAUCUUCAUCUGUGAAAAUAAUUUUUUUGGUCAGUAUUUAAUGCAGGUUGACUCUUGUAAUAAAAGUGCCUAAUUUGCUAACUUCUCAAUCACUGAAAAUUGGAUUUUCAGGCUGCUAGUGCCAAUAUUCUUCUGAUGUGUACCUUGAUUUCCAGGAAUGUUACUGUUUUAUGCUGCUUCCUUUGUGUGGUGCCAUUAAUAAGGAACUUUGACACAGUUACAUGUAUUUUGAAUAUGAGAUGCUUAAGUGAAAUACUAGCAAUGUGAGAUUAAUUUUCCUAGGAAAAGUAACCUUUUUAGGGCACACAUUCUUUCCUUUUGAAUAUAGAAAAUAUUUUCUGUUUUACAGAUAAUAAUUUCUUAAGAAAAUCCAGUGUCUGACUACUACUUUAUUGAGGGCUUCCCAGGGACUCUAAGACUAAUUUUUGUUUAUUAACUUAGCCUUAAUACAGGUGGCAAAUUAACAUACAUGUGCAAUAAUUAUCACUUUUACCAGAUAUUGUACAUGGCUGUAUUCCUUAAUUUGGCCUUAUCAUGUCUUAAAGUAUGGAAAAUAAUAUUCCUGGGUACCCUGCACUGUGAACGUUUCAGAUUGUUUACCUCUUCAGUUAGUAAUUAUGUUUUCAUUUUUUGCAAAGAGCUUAAAUAUUAUACUCACAUAUUCUAAAAUACAGGCAUAUGGUUUUCUUGGGUUUCUAUAUAUCAGUGAAGAAAAGACAAUUCAUUGGCUGUAACUGAUUCUUGUUUCUCUAAUGGGGCAUUUUAAAGAAUGAAAAAUAAAUGAUCUGUGAAUGAAUCUGCUCAUCUCCAUUAAAAAAAAAUACUGUUUGACUGUUGGAUUUUGCACUGCUGUUUAGCAGAGGGCAUGGCAAUUUGCCUUACUUAAUUGAAUUAUUAAGUAUGUCCGCUUGAAUCUUUUAAGAUCAAGUUCAGUCUGCUAUAAAAACAUAGACUGUAAAAUCAUCUUUGGGGAGUGUUUCUAUGUGUAUUUUUAGUAAAGGUUUUGUUUUGUUCUUAACCUUUGUCUAUUCUGUUAGGGAUAUAUUUUGUGUAGCAUGAAGUUUCAUAUCUUUUUUUAGAUGCUUUUAAAAUGUUCAGAGAAAACAGAUUCCAGCUGCAAUUGUUCUUCAUUUUUUUCCUGGAUUUAUAAGAUAAAUUUAAGCAGAAUUUACUAGGUUUGUUUUACAAUGGUGCAUGUUUGUUUCAGUUUAAACUUAGAUUCUGUUUCCAAGGCUGUCCAAUAUAUAAUGUAUGUAUCACACAGUCAAGUGAUGUAUUAAUACAACCUUUUACCCAGUUUUUGGUUAUUAUCACCAAGUAGCAAGUGCCGAAUGAGUUAAUGAAUAUGUGCUUAAAGCAGCUUUUGACAUUUUUAAGCUAGAGGUGAUGGAUAGUAUAAGUGCCUCUCUUGUUUUUUCAUUGCUGCCUGCCUGAAAUUGAUCAAUGACAUUCUUUGCUAGCAGUGUUGCCUCAGAUGCUAUUUUAAAUUUCAGAUCAAACAUUUUGUGAGCUUUUUCUGGUUAGAUGUGUAGAUUUUGAUUUUCCUAUGCUAGCUCAAGUGUGUGGAACAUGGAUAUUUUUGUAGCUAUUAAUCAUGGAGAUCUCAUUUGAGAUGUUCUGCUCCUGCUUUCUUAUAUUUGAAUUCUUAUACGUACGUUUAAUUAUGUGCACUGUCAAGGCUUCCUUAUAGGAAAGCUGCCAGUUAAAGUUAAAACUGAAAUGCACUAUUCUUUUUUAAGAAGCAGGAAUUUGACUUAAACUGCUACUAUAUGCUAAAAACACUGAUGGAUACAAAAUGUUCCCAAUGCUUAUAUUCAGUAUAUAUUUCAUUAGUUCCUCCAAGUAUGUUUAUCAGAAAUGAUGCAAGAAGAUCCCAUUUUUCAUAACUGGUUCUUGAAAAGAUCUGUGUUUUUAUGAGUUUUGAAGUACACAUCCAGCUUUUAGUGUCACCAGAAAAUCAGUCUUUUGCUUCAGCGAUCAGGAUUCAUCAAUCACUUGUUCCAUAUAUUCAAGGAGAUUUUGGACUUUCCUUAAGCAACAGUAUCGCAUAUUAGAUGGCAGUGAUUUUUUAAAACCAAGGGAUGUUUUCCAAAGUAAUUUUGUAUGUGAAAAAAGUUUCUAAUGCAGUUUUGUGUGUGUGUGUGUGUGUGUGGUGGAUGAAAAUACUGCUGGACACAUACAAACUUUUUGGUGUGAUAAAAGUAAUUAUUAUUUGAUUAAGAAACAUCAUAAAUGAGAGCUAAAAUGAACCUGUAAUUUUAGAAAAAUAAACUGCAUUUUGGGGUCCUGUUUUGAAAUGAGUUUUUCUGAAGUUGUUUUGUUAAUGUAAUUUAAUGUUGUGUAAAAAAUAGCUUUUUGCAACAUAUUGUAAAAUGUUGUAAAAUCAUUUUUUCUAUUGUUAAAUCAGUUAAAUAGUCCAGUGUCGUAAAAUGAAUAUUCAGUAUGCAUUGUGGCUUAUUUUUAGAAAAUGUAAAAAAUCUUUCUAUAUUGGCAGAUACAUCAGUGGAAAUAUAAAUUUGAUGUCCAAAUUAGUUUUUUUUUGACCAGAAUUAGUUUAUUCUUUAAAGAUCAACCUUAAUUCAUGGUAGUGAGUGGUCUCUCGAAACAUGCUAAGGUGUUUUUGUUUUUAAAUAAAGCAAUUGUUAAUAUUCACUGUUAUAUAGUAUAAAAGAAUGACACUGCAAUAGUAAUAGCUUGUUUUUGAUGAGAUGGCAAUUAAAAUUAUAACCGAAAAUGCGGUAGUAGUGGGUAAUAAGAACCCAUCUGGGAAUGUGGAUUAUUAUUAUUUCCCAGUGGUCUAAUACAUUUGGUUUAAAUAUCUUUACUGCUUGACAAGACCUAUCGAAGAUUUGAGGCAAUGGACACUGCAGAUUUUUGCAAUCAUUCAUUCUUGUUGUUUUACCAUUUUUAAUAGCAAGAAACUUUGGUCCUGACCAAAGUGAGGAACAAUGGGGUUGGUUAGCAAAGUAUUUCUUCUAUUAUAUGUUAGAGGCUAGAUUUUUCCCCCAUUUAUAUAUUUAAAAUAAACCAAAAUUGUCUUUGAAAUAUAAUCAGAUGCCAAGUAUCUAAUGUGUAUGGUUUUGUAUGUUCACCAAGAUAAUUUGUAUUUUGAAAAGAAACAACUUACAAGAAUGGGACUUGUAACAAAUAAUUUGAAAUACUAUGUUUCUGAACUGCAAGACUGUAGUAUGUUGCUUGGACUUAAUAUAACUGACAUAUUGCAUAGAAGCUGCAACUAACAUUUACAUAUAUUAACAUAUAUUAAAUGACAGCAGUAUUUAAAUUGUAAACCAUCCUUCUCAAGCAUCUUGCCUUAAACAGGGAGUUUCAAUGAAUUUAGGUUGCAUUACCAUCAGGGUCUUUAUUACUUCCUGGAUCUUCUUAUAUGUUUUCCAUUUAUAUUUUUUAAAUAAAUCAAAAUUGUGUUUAAAAUAUAAUCAGAUGCCAAGUAUCUAAUGUAUAUGGUUUUGUGUGUUCACCAAGAUGUAUUUUGAAAAGAAACAACUAUAAUACUGCUACAUUUAGCUGAACUUGCUCAGAAAUUUCCUGGAUUAUUUUUUGGAUAACUAACUUAUUCUUGAUUGCAGGAUGCCUUCCUGCUCAACAGGAAGAUAGCAUAUUUUGCAAUAAAGAUAUACAAUAGAA